Messenger RNA from Marchantia polymorpha subsp. ruderalis, 3728 nucleotides. The record is from the annotation of a GenBank genome assembly. Lineage: Eukaryota; Viridiplantae; Streptophyta; Marchantiopsida; Marchantiales; Marchantiaceae.
UUAAAGUAACCACAAAGAAAGAAGAAGCGCGUUAAACUUUGGGAGCUGCGAGCGAUGAGGUGACGAUAGCCCGAGGCGCGUCUCCUUCCGCGCUUCUUCAUCUUAUUCUGAACCAUCGUCGGCUUCUGGCCUUACUUCGUCCAUUAUCCCUUUUGUGGGCUUCAAUCGCGACAUGCUCGAGUGUGCAACGCGGGAUCGGUCGCUCUAUCGAUCCGGUGUCCGCCCGGAUGUUUCUGGAUAUGAGUGCUUGCAAAGAUGUCGAAUGAUUCCCAGGUGUAAAGCUGACCGAGGCUUUAAUUCGGUCGGAGGAGGUUCGUUUUGAUUUUAGGAACAGCAGAGGAAGAACGUGCUGGAAUGUAAAUUACCACGCGCUGUGAUGGAAAUUUGUAGUUUGCAAUUGAACUGGCGCAGAGAGGGUCGACUGAUUUGUGUGUCCGCCGCGGAGUACCUGAUUGGGGAAGCGUGCUGUGUUUAAGCAUCCUUCUCCUUCUGUGACGUAGCGGAAGAGGAAAUUCGGAAGCGAGGGAUAUUGCGACAGGUUUUUGGAUUGAAGUUAGAGUUAUGGUGAAUCUUACAAUUCGACUGAAUGUCAAAGGCUCUGGAGGAGAAAGUUCUACGCCCACUAAGACAGCUGUUGAAGGCCCCGGCACGCCUCAACUUGUGUGUGGAGGGCACUUGAUUCAGACAGAGCUGCCCACGGCUUCAGGCUUGGGGUUGAGCUCUGAUCUGGCUGCUGCCACGGCACCCUCCAGUGGUUAUCUCGGUUACAGAGUGCGUCGAACCGCUGGAGAUAAAGUGCACUUCUGCGUCCGUUGUCAUUUCCCAAUUGCGAUCUACGGUCGUCUUGACCCGUGUGAGCAUGUCUUCUGCCUAAUAUGUGCGAAGAAGGAUGCAAACUGUUUCUUGUGCGAGGAAAGGGUUUUGCGCAUUCAAAAGUUGGAGGUUUUGGAAGGAAUUUUUGUAUGCGGAGCCGCUGGGUGUCUGCGCUCUUUCCUGGCAAAGAACGAGUUUGAGUGGCAUGUAAGAGAGGUUCAUAGUCAUCUACUGUCUUCCAGAGAGGCACCCCCCGGUAAGUCGCUUCUUGAAGCACCGCACCCGAGCCAGUCCUUAGGUCACAAUCAAAAUGCCCCAACACCGUCUCCAUCUCAAUCACAGCCCCAUUCUCCGUCUCAGAGCAGAAUGGUCGAGCCCCCUACUUUUGGAUCAAAUUCAAAUUUGUUACUAACCGAGACAUCACCGGUGCCCGAGAAGACAACGAAGCAGCACUCUAGCAGCUCUGGUCCUUCAGGGGACCAAUCAGAGCCUCCUUCGAAACGGAAAAAGUUGGAGCUCCAACUCAAUGCUGGGUUACGUGAGCGAGAACGGGAGAAGGGGAGAGAGAGGGAUGAUCAUGGAAAAGGUCAUGACGACAGAGACAGAGACGAUGGACACAGAGUUAGAGAAAGGGAGCACUCCCAGAAGGAAAGAGAUCACACCCAUAGGAAGAGAGAAAGGGGCAAUCAGGAGAGAGACAGAGACCGUGAGAAAGAUAGGGAUAGAGACCAGGAGAGGGAAUUCCAAAAUCAAUUCCAAAGAGAAAGAGAAAGAGAGCAAUGGGAGCAGCAACAUGUUCAUCAACAACAGCAGGGCCCUGGUCCGCAUUAUCAGUUACCACCACCCCCACCACCUCCUCCUCCUCCUCCACCACCUCUGCAGCCAAAUGCACACCAACCUGAGAGAUUGGUACAGGUUCCGCUAUCGCAGCAAGGAGUUGCACCCAAUUCUUUCCCUCCCCAGGGUUUUCCUCCGUACCACGUCCAGCAACAACAAGAAAAUCGUGGUACUCCCCGCUUUGAGUCACCAAGACAUGGCCCAUUCAUGGAUCCUCGGAUGACUGUACCGCCUGAUUAUCAAGAGACGAGUGUGCGGGCUAGACAUCCCCAACAGGAAGGCGACCGAGCAAGGAACAUGCCUCCUCAACAACAAGAAGGGUAUAGACCUCCAAUGGAUAACAGACAGGCUUUAAUGGUUCCUCAUUAUCAUGGAGAUUAUGGAGGACCGAUGGGCAUGCCAAUGGGUCCUCCAUCUAUGCAGGGAAUGGUAAGAUUUCAAGACGGUGCUCAUGGUGGAGGUCACCUACCUCUUCCAAAACGUGGAAACUUUGGACCAUCCGUGGAGUCUGCCAUGGGACAUCCUGCACAUGCGUUUGUAUGGGGAGCUCCUGCUAAUUACGCUGCUGCCCCUGGUCACCCUCCAUUCAUGAAUUGGCAACCCCCUCAAUAAUCACAUAUUCUAGGCCAUAUUGCCCUUCGACGAAACUCGGCUUUCAGUCAAAGUUUCUUGGAGUGAAAUUUUGUGUUACUCUGAAUAUGUAGUUGAAUGUGUAUGCACUGUGAUUGUCUGUCGGGUACUCCACAUGCUUAAUAGUAGGUAUAGAGAACAAACGCGGUAGAAUCAGAACUUGAGUGCUGUUUCUCAUCCCGCUGUCGUCUAAAUUUGCACAAGUUCAUUAGGUGUCAACAGCACGUGUAGUAGUCCUCCUUCCUCCGAUACUGUGUCUUGAAGAGGCUUUCAUCUUUGCAGAUGUUUGAGUGAUUUUCUGGCCAUGGUUACCCUACCCUGCUACUUCGAAAGAGUUUUGCUACGGUUGCUGGAAGGUGAAUAUGGUCGUUGAAUCUUACUCUGUCCUGGUGAUUCAUGUCGAGAAAUUGUAGACUAUGUCUGGGGUUGAUGUCAACCGUCUAUGAGUGGAAAUCCUUUUGACUGGGUUCUGAUCUUUCAGAAAAACACGGUGAAAUCCUCUCAGUUCCAUUGACCAAUUCUUUCUAGAUCUCUAGAACAGCGUUGUUUAUAAUGUGGACUUAUUGAGAUUGAGCUUAUCUCUGAGAAGCUGGUCAACCUCCUACAAAUCUGAAAUUUGACAUGGAAAUCAGCGUUGGUUCAUUGUCAGCUGAUCACGUUGUUGUGAAGUUUUUAAACAGCGGACUUUGUCGAGUUGAUCGCUCGGCAGCAACUCUUUACAGGGUUGCAGAUUGUUGAUAAGCUCUUCAUGUACGGCUGAGAAAGUGCGUACCUGUACACUCGGUCAACUACUGCGUGACGUAGAUAUCACUCCAUAUGCCAAGUUGUAUUAUUUGGGGCUUCAGAUUCCAGGUGUAUUAUUAUGAGUCGUGCGUUUCUGGAGUAUCGAAUUUUUGUACCAGUGACUGGACGAGUUAGAAGCUGCCUUGGAUCUUCAGUCGGUAAACGAAAAAUGCAUAUUUAAAGCUCGACUUCAGAUGACGGUUAGUAAAUACCAUUUGUAAAUGUAGUUUUUAUAAAAUUAAGUCAUCCAGAGAUGUAUACAUCUCAGCUUUUGCUAGAAUUUGCUGAACAUGAGAAACUGGAUUUAUAGCAGUGAUAUGAUGUGGUCAGAUCUUAUGAGCAUGUGACAGUCAGCAAGACAGAUUCGAGGUGAUUUUUUCGGGGAAGUCUGAUACUUGAUAUCCGGAAAGCGUGGGGUCCUAGAAUGUGAUGAUAGUGAAUGGCAAUAUUUCAAUGCGUAAACGUUCUCCGUACCUGUAUAGUGGAAAAAGAAUGUAAUGGAGUGAGGGCAGAGCACUGGCUGCUAAAGAGCGGAUAUUCACCUUUGCUUUCAUGAAAGUAUCUAUAGAGAGGAACGGCAUUGGCCACUGCACUUUCGUGAGUCCAAUACAUACAAACAGGAAGCUGAAUGAGUUCUGUGCAAAGCUUCAAGAAACAACGUGGCG